GGGGGGGGGGGGGGUGUCGCGGACGCCUCGGACUUGCGGCGGCGCAAUCGAACUCCGGAGGACCGGCGGCGUCACGGGCAGAAGCGGACGGGCCGGCGGCGGUGCUGCUGCACCAGGCCGCCGCCACGGGGCACCACCUCCAGCUCAUCCACGAGCAGCACCACCACCACAAGCUGCCGCCGCAGCAGCAAUCGGCCCCGGCGAGAUGGGCUCCACAGUACCACCACCAGCAGCCGUACUAGCACCACCACCAGCAGCACGAUGGUGCGACGGUGCAGGCAGCGCCAUGAUGCUCCAUGUCGGCGGCGGCAGUGGCGACGACGAGGCAGCCCCGGGAGCCGGCUCCGGCGGUGGAACGGCGACGAGAAGACCUCCAUCAAAAAACCCACCUGAUUGUAGAACAGAAGAUAGGACAAAAGAAUGGCAAAUCAAAGCAACCGGUGAGCAAGCACAAUUGGCACAUGCUUCAGAUACGUGGUCCUCCAUGAAAGCUGAACUGAUGAUAAAAGGAUGAUAUGCUGUGGUGAAUAUGGAGGCAAAGAAUGAAGCCAUGUUGUCAUAUGGAAAUGUUUCAGUUCUCCAAUCUGAUAUGAGGUCUUUUACAGUGCACAAUACUACCACUUGAUAGUAUGUAGUAUGGAAAAGAUCUGACCAUCAAUUAGAAGGGGUAAGAAUGUAAUUGGUAAUUUAAUAUAAUAAAUUGAGGACAAUUAGAGAUUUUUUACAUUUCA
This is a messenger RNA of Panicum virgatum (switchgrass), 731 nucleotides long. RefSeq lists its product as uncharacterized. Bases 206 to 514 code for a protein of 102 amino acids. The transcript is spliced from 3 exons. The record is from RefSeq and is a predicted model, not a curated record. Lineage: Eukaryota; Viridiplantae; Streptophyta; Magnoliopsida; Poales; Poaceae.